AUGGAGAAUGUUAACCAGCACCACUUGCAAAAGUUAAAAACCCUACCCAGUACUUUCAUUCUCACAGAGUCACAGCCUCCACUCUUCAGAGUUCUGCCCUCCUCUUCUCUCACCGCUCCACACGCCGCCUCCACACGCCGGCCUCCCUACGCCGUCCUCCGAGGGAGUCUAUUGAAGAAGGUUCUGGAAUCGAUCAAGGACCUCGUCAAUGACGCCAACUUCGACUGCUCCGCCACCGGGUUCUUGCUCCAGCCCAUGGAUUCCAGCCACCUGGCACUCGUGGCUCUUCUUCUCAGAUCUGAGGGCUUUGAGCACUACCGCUGUGACCGUAACGUGUCCAUGGGGAUGAACCUCAACAACAUGGCCAAGAUGCUCAAGUGCGCGGGAAAUGAUGAUAUUGUUACCAUUAAGGCCGAUGAUGAUGGUGAUACUGUCACUUUCAUGUUCGAAAGCCCUAACAUGUCAUCGACUGCGUUCAUUGAACCACUCCCUGUCAUUGAUUUUGUUGCUCAGAUUUUAGAUAAAGAUGUUUACAGAAUGCUCACUAAGACAUGA
Molecule: messenger RNA, 555 nt
Organism: Quercus lobata
Lineage: Eukaryota; Viridiplantae; Streptophyta; Magnoliopsida; Fagales; Fagaceae
Product: proliferating cell nuclear antigen-like
Exons: 4
Coding region: 1-555 (184 amino acids)
Biological process (GO): mismatch repair; regulation of DNA replication; leading strand elongation
Cellular component (GO): PCNA complex
Molecular function (GO): DNA binding; DNA polymerase processivity factor activity
Source: RefSeq, a predicted model, not a curated record